GUAUUUAGCUAAUUCUUCCACCGUGUACACGGUUAAAUUACAGAUUUACGAUAAAACCUGUAUCUAAUUGACCGAAAUGACGCCUGGAUAGGACUGUCGUCAUGUACGUGGUGCUUUAUUUUGGAAAACAAUUAGCGGAAGUGACCCCUGGUUUGUUGUAUAGUCGGUCUGUGAUGUUGCUGCGCGUCACGUGUCGCUUUAAGUUUUAAGUUUUAUGCCUCAAGUUAGAAAACAUGAGCGGCGGUUCAAACCAGAGGACUCUGUUCCAGACGUGGGGCUCCGCCGUGCCCCGAAACAAAUCCGCUCCACCGAGGCAAGAUGGCGAGAGAGCCGCUGGACGGCGCAGGACAACCCCGAGCAACUCUGCUCAGGUACCCGCAACACUUCCUCCUCCUAACCCCCUGUGGACUGAGAUAGGUCAGGGGUCCUCACACUCAGCGAGGACAGAGGAGCCCUGUGGAGAUGAAGAUGACGAUGAUGAUCUCAUGGUGGUUGCUGUCUACGAAGCUGAAAAGAGACUUGACAGUGCGAACUGUCCCCGAGAUGACAACCCUGCAGGAGCAGAGGUCAGUGCCCGGUCUCCAGCCCCAUCAGCUGGGCAGACAUACCCGGACCUCCCCGGCUUUGACAGCUCCUCGGCUAAAGUGUGGAUCUACCCCACCAACUACCCCAUCAGGGAGUACCAGCUGAAGAUCUCAGAGGCGGCUCUGUUCCACAACACACUGGUGUGUCUGCCCACCGGUCUGGGAAAAACCUUCAUAGCCUCUGUGGUCAUGUACAACUUCUACCGCUGGUAUCCAUCGGGGAAGAUCGUGUUCAUGGCCCCCACCAAACCCCUGGUGGCGCAGCAGAUCGAAGCCUGUUAUAAAGUGAUGGGGACCCCUCAGACCCACAUGGCUGAGCUGACAGGCAGCACAGCAGCAAAGCAGAGACAGGAGGUGUGGAGGUCCAAGCGCGUCUUCUUCCUCACCCCUCAGGUGAUGGUGAACGAUUUGUCCAGAGGCACCUGCCCAGCUCAGCAGGUCAAGUGUGUGGUGAUCGAUGAAGCCCACAAGGCGCUGGGCAACCACGCUUACUGUCAGGUGAUCAGACAGCUCGGCAGCCAGACUGUGCAAUUCCGCAUCCUGGCCCUGAGCGCAACUCCAGGGGGAGAUGCAAAGUCGGUGCAGUCGGUGAUCUCUAAUUUGCUCAUCUCCCACAUCGAGCUGCGUUCGGAGGAAAGCCCCGACAUCCGGGCCCACUCCCACCAGCGCAGCGUGGAGAAAGUGGUGGUUCCGUUGGGACAGGCCCUCUCUGCUCAGCAGGCACGCUACCUUCAGGGGUAGACCAUAAACGUGCAGCUACAUUUUGAAUCUGUCUCUAUUGGUUGGACAGCUGGAAUGUGACGCCUGCAUUUGAGAGUUUAGACCUGCUUUACAUUCUUCCCCCCUGUCUGAUUCCUCUCGGAUGGUUUUGUAAUAAUAGUCGGAGCUCGUCCUUUUACUCGGCGGUCACUCUGUGUUUUCGUUUUUACACCUUCUCUUCAUGUUACCUCCAGACUGGAAGGUGUCUGCGCCCUGCUCGUUAACCUUCAUGUCUC
Messenger RNA from Paralichthys olivaceus (Japanese flounder), 1579 nucleotides. The record is from RefSeq and is a predicted model, not a curated record. Lineage: Eukaryota; Metazoa; Chordata; Actinopteri; Pleuronectiformes; Paralichthyidae.